AUGGCACAGCCCCUGCCACCAUUGUCAGCAGGCGCUGUCCAGGCCAUAGCUGACGGCGCACAAGAUAUAAAGGCAGUCGUGCAGAUUAUCGGUGUCAAACCUGUGCCGAACAAAGGGGAUGGAAAGCAGCGCCAUCGAUUGGCUCUCAGCGAUGGCCAGCACUGGAUUACUGCCAUCCCGGCCACGCAGCUUGACGACCUCGUCACAAACCAAGUUGUUGUAGUGGGCUCAGUUAUUCGCCUGGAGGAAUAUCUCUUCAACAACGUCAACAACAGACAAGUCCUCAUCCUGCUCCAGCUUGACAACCUGGGCAUAAGCGACAAGAUGGCGGAUGCCACAGAAGUGGGCAAGGGCCAGAACUCAGGAGGCAACGCAGGUGGACCCGCACCCCUCCUUGGAGGUGCCGGCUCGGGCCCAUAUGCAGCCAUAAACGGUGAGGAUGCGCCGUUAUAUGAAGCUGAUAUGACUGCCUGUGCUGCAGGUGGGUACGGUGGAGGUGGUGGCGGCGGCGGUGGUGGCUACGGGCAGAAUGGGAACUACAAGGGCCACGGGCCAAUUGCGCGGAACGAGGCGCCGCCGCGCAUCGUGCCCAUCAGCAGCCUGAACUCGUACCAGAGCCAUUGGACCAUCAAGGCGCGCAUCACCAACAAGAGCGAGAUCCGCCGCUACAGCAACGCCCCUAAGUGUGCGUGGUGCAUGCAUGCAGGCAAGCUGUUCUCGUUCGAGCUGCUGGAUGCGCAGGGCGGCGAGAUCCGCGGCUGCGGCUUCAACCAGUGCGUGGACAAGUUCGAGCCCAUCAUGCAGCAGGGUGCUGUCAUCAUGAUGUCCAAGGCCUCCCUCAAGAACAAGAAACCCGGCUCGGCCUUCAACAACACCAGGCAUGACUACGAGAUCACCCUGGAGCCUAAUACAGUCAUCGAGGUCUGCGAGGAAGAUGAGCGGGCCAUCCCCAAGAUGCAAUAUCAUUUCAUCAAGGUCAAGGAGCUGAACGACAAGUUUGCCAAUGAGACAGUGGACAUUAUUGGCAUUGUCGACAAAGUGGACCCCUCAGCUGUCAUCCAGACCAGGGAAGGCAAAGAGCUCAUGAAGCGCAACAUCAGCAUCCGGGACGACUCUGGGGCGUCGGUGGAGAUCACCCUCUGGGGCACAUACUCCUCAGAGCCCGGUGACCAGCUGGAAGAGGUCUUCAACGGCGGGGUGCACUCGGUUCUGGCGCUGAAGAACGCCAAGAUUGGCGACUACAACGGCCGCACUCUGUCUACCGUGUCAACCACCACGCUCACUGUGGACCCCGAUGUGCCCGAAGCCGGCCACCUUCGCCACUGGUUUGACAGCGCGGGCGGCGCAGCGGCCCCGGUGAGUGCGCUGACAAGUGGCAGUGGCGCCAGCGUGGGUGGCGGCAAGGGCGACAGGCGGGUCACGCUGGCCACCAUCAAGGAGGAGGCCCUGGGCACCAACAGCACCAAUGCCUGGGUGCAGAUCGUGUGCACGAUAACGUUUGUGAAGUCGGACCCGAUCGCGUACCCGGCGUGCACGCUGCAGUACAACGGCAAGCAGUGCAACAAGAAGGUGACCGACAGCGGCGGCGGCGACGGCCCCAACCGCUGGUGGUGCGAGCGCUGCAGCGCUGCGUGCGAGGCCGAGUACCGCUACAUGCUUAACCUGAACAUCGAGGACCACUCCGGCAAGGAGUGGGUCACCGCCUUCCAGGAGGAGGGGAAGCAGAUCAUCGGCUACACGGCGAACGAGAUGCAGGAGCUGAAGGAGGCUGAGUCGCCGCUGUUUGAGGCGCGCCUGAACGACGUCAAGUGCCGCUCCUACCUCUUCAAGCUCAAGGUCAGCGAGGACACCUGGCAAGACGAGCAGCGCAUCCGCAUCAACGUCGUCAGGUGA
This is a messenger RNA of Coccomyxa subellipsoidea C-169, 1893 nucleotides long. Its product is annotated as replication factor-a protein. Gene Ontology annotation, cellular component: nucleus; DNA replication factor A complex. The record is from RefSeq and is a predicted model, not a curated record. Gene Ontology annotation, biological process: meiotic cell cycle; double-strand break repair via homologous recombination; telomere maintenance via telomerase. Lineage: Eukaryota; Viridiplantae; Chlorophyta; Trebouxiophyceae; Coccomyxaceae. The transcript has 12 exons. Gene Ontology annotation, molecular function: single-stranded telomeric DNA binding; damaged DNA binding. Bases 1 to 1893 code for a protein of 630 amino acids.